UCGCUGUGCAUUAUGGGCACGAGCUCCUCCCCACGUGUCAGUGUGGAGCGGAGUCAACAUGGUAAGCUACCGACACCGACAGGCUUCAGCAGCCCGAGUUAGUUAGACACUACUCAACAUCUUUACGCACCACAUUUCUGGACUGUUAGACACGGAUGAGGUAGCUACAACGGUACCGUAAAGUGUGCAGGUUGGGUCUCUGAGAUCUGCUGCUCGUGUUUCAUCUCCUCUCCUCGAUCAGUUCACAUCAAUAUGGCCAGCGGGGAUGAGGAUGACCCCAUUAUAGAGGAGAUUGAUGUGUAUCUUGCCAAAAGCCUUGCAGAUAAGCUGUAUCUUUUCCAGUACCCGGUCCGACCAUCCACUAUGACCUACGAUGAUGUCAACCACUUAUCAGCAAAGAUCAAACCCAAGCAGCAAAGGGUAGAGUUGGAAAUGGUAAUUGACGCAAUGAGUCCAAACUACUGUCGCAGCAAAGGAGAGCAGAUAGCUCUGAAUGUGGACGGCACGACAUACGAUGAAACCAACACCUAUUCAGCGAAAAUGAUGGAUAAACAGACCUUCUGCUCCAUCCAGGCCACCACCAACACAUCCAGAUAUGCUGCUGCUGUGUUUCGCAAAGGUGAGCUUCACGUCACACCUCUGACGGGAAUCCUCCAGAUGAGACCGAGCUUCUCUUACCUGGACAAGGCUGACACCAAAACCAGAGAGAGGGAGGCCGCCAACGAAGGUGGAGAUUCCUCCCAGGACGAGGCUGAGGAGGACGCCAAGGCCAUUACGGUGAGGUUUUCUCGUCCUGAGUCAGAGCAGGCUCGGCAGAGGAGGAUCCAGUCGUAUGAGUUCCUCCAGAAGAAGCAGGCGGAGGAACCCUGGGUCCACCUACACUACCACGGUGUCAAGGAUGGACGUUCAGAGCAUGAAAGGCAGUACAUGUUCUGCCAGUCAGUGGACACCUCAGAGAACUCGGAACUGGUCAAAACUCCUAAAGAGUAUCUGACAAUGCUGAUGCCCCCUCUUGCAGAGGAAAAAGUUGUGAAGCCAGUUGGUCCCAGUAAUGUGCUCUCCAUGGCUCAACUCCGCACUCUGCCACUGGGAGAGCAAGUCAAGACCCUGAUGAAGAAUGUCAAGGUGAUGCCGUUUGCUAACCUGAUGGGCCUGCUCGCCUCCGGCACAGACUCAACCGCAGCGCUGCGAUGCAUCCAACAGGUGGCGCUGCUGGUUCAGGGCAACUGGGUUGUCAAGAGUGAUGUUUUGUAUCCUAAAAACACCUGCAGUCCUCACAGUGGUGUCCCUGCUGAAGUGCUCUGUCGUGGCCGGGACUUUGUGAUGUGGAGGUUCACUCUGGAGCGCUCUGUGAUGAGAAAGGAGAUUGCAUCCAUCAUCAAACUUCCUCCAGAGGACGUGAAGGAGUUCCUGGAGCAUGUGUCGGUUCCUCGAGUCAACCGGGGCUGGGAGUUCUUGUUGCCUACUGAUGUAGACUUCAUUAAGAAACACCCAGAUGUUGCCCACAGGCAACAUAUGCUGUGGCUUGGCAUCCAGAGCAAGUUGGAAAAGGUCUUUAACUUCUCAAAAGAAGACUUCAUGCCAAAGAAUUCCUCUCAGCCUGAGCCUGUCCAUAUCAGCGGGGAGCAGCGUCUGAAGAUGGCUCAGGAACGUGCUCAAGGAAACCAGUCAUCCCUACAGAAGGACCUGAACGCUAGACGGGCAGGAAGCAGCGUCCACGUCAAACAGGAACCCCUCAGUGACCAGGAAGACGAACCAAUGGACACCACCUCCUCCUCCAUACCCAACGGUUCUGUCAAUGGUUACCCCAGUGCCGCCUCACCUGCCUUAGAUCACACUAACGGUAACGAAGGGAGUCCCGCCAACGCUGCGUCCCUGGAGCUGCAGGACUUUGUAAUAAAGACUUUCAGGAAGCAUUUUGUACUGACACUGAAUGAGUUUAAGAGGCUGUUUGGCCUCCACCUGGCCUCCAUGCCAGUGGGACGGAGCGUCUUCCCCUCCAUCUCAGACCACAUGCUACAGGAUGCCAUACUGCUCUGCCAGUGCAAACAGAUAAUGGUGCCUUUCCCUGCUCAGACCACAGCAGCCGCUGAUGAACAGAAGGUGUUCGGUUUGUGGGAGACUGGAGAGGAAUUUGACAAGCAACGUCGGCUACUAUAUGACCUGUUCAACAAGAACUACAAGGUCAGGAGGAACAUGAUACAAGCCAGACUGGCCCAGGAGUUCGGAGACGCCCCAAAGGCGGAUGUCGACCGGCUACUCCAUGAGUGCUGCAGCAGCUAUGCAGGGAUGUGGUACCUCAAGGGAACAAUACCGUCCUGACCUUGAGAGCUUGUUCCCCUGCGGUCACCGUCAGCCAAUCAAAUCCUCUCCCGGGUGUCCAGUGGGAAGGCAGCCAGAGAGAUGAGAGCCAAUCACAAUCACAGCUCGCCAAGCUCUAAGAGUGGGCAAUUGGAGGACAACAAAUGUCAGCCGUCAGCUCAGAACAAGAAGCUUUUCUCGUUUUCAACCGAAGCAUUUGUGACAUUGACAGGAGCACUCUGAUGCAGCGCCGAGGAUAGAAACUCCUCACACACCCUCACCAAGAGCUGGAGUGUCUGAGAAAGGGGUACAUCAAUAUAAAAGAUGAAGAAAUGGCAAAACAUAUACGGUUUAUCAAAAGCUUUUUGCCAUAUUUUGGACCUCAUGUUUGAUUAUUUUUUGAAUUAAUCUUAAACCAGAUCAAGAUGGUGUUUACUACUGUAUUGAAGGCAAACGUGCCUCAAAGUGCUUUAGUUUUUACUCUUGAGGUGUACAUUUUGCCAGGAAAAACAGUUUAUUUUAUUCUACCAUCAACAAAGCAAACGGGGUAGAAAAUCGGAUUUGUUGUUCAUCCCUUAAUUUAACAAAUUGUCUCUUUAUCCGACUUAAAAAAUAACUGAGUCGAGGAAAAGAAGAUGAAAAAAGUCCCUGAUGUCAUUUUGCUCAUAUUGUACAAUUGAAAUCACUUAAUAUUUUGGCAAUCAUGGACCUGGAAACUGCUACAUCUAAUGUGGCUUUUCCUACGUUUGGAAUGUGUACUAAAAUAUAACGUUUUAGGAAAAAGAGGAUUAAAUGGCUGAGUUUUUUUUGGGGUUGAAUGUACGGUUUCAAUUAGUUUUCCUUUCAACAGAAAGACUAAUUUUGAUAAUAGCCAAUAAAGAUGCAAAUUCAAAUAAGAUUUAUUUGUUAUUUUGAUCAAAUAUCUGUAUGAACAAAGUGGAAUAGAUGUGUUGACGGACUGGAUCGUCGGUCUGGUACAAACACUGGACCACCAUCUCGGGGGUUGUUGCUAUGGAUACGCUGGUGUAUGUGUUGCUAUCUUGAGCCUCCAUCUAAAAAGUGCCUCACAAGACAAACUCUUCAGACACAGAAUAACGGUAACAAUGCUUUGAUUCUCAUUGAAAUACUUCUAAACCCUCAAGAGUGGAAAUCUAGUAAAAUGACAGCUCUAUUUCUUUUUUAUUGGUUUGUUACAUUGCCCAAUAAACAUUGUCACCUGUC
Molecule: messenger RNA, 3522 nt
Organism: Etheostoma cragini (Arkansas darter)
Lineage: Eukaryota; Metazoa; Chordata; Actinopteri; Perciformes; Percidae
Gene: polr3e
Product: polymerase (RNA) III (DNA directed) polypeptide E
Exons: 21
Coding region: 253-2322 (689 amino acids)
Biological process (GO): DNA-templated transcription
Cellular component (GO): nucleus; RNA polymerase III complex
Source: RefSeq, a predicted model, not a curated record